Scutellospora calospora is the source of this 377-nucleotide messenger RNA. NCBI's taxonomy places the organism in Eukaryota, Fungi, Glomeromycota, Glomeromycetes, Diversisporales, Gigasporaceae. The record is from the annotation of a GenBank genome assembly.
UAGUUACUUAUAUUUCUGCAAAAUAUAAGAUUGAAAAAGGUAAAGGAGAUAGAUCUAGAAUGCUAAUUUGGGAUAACUAUAGUGAAGGUAAAAAAGAUAGGCAUAGGCAUUUUGAGGCAAUUUGUCAUUAUUAUAAUAAAGGAAAAUGGCAAUAUGAAAAACCUUCAACUAUAGAAGCUCAUUUAGCACUCUAUUGCAAGAGACCAUUAAUUGAGGUUACCAAAAGAGGUGAAAAAGUGAAUAAUAAAAACAAAGAAACUCCUAUUAGAAAAAAAACAAAAACAGCCAAUCAAUCAAUUACUUCUUACUAUCAAUAUAUUAGUCAAUUAUCUCCUCAACAAUCUGCAGAUAUUACAAAAGCAUUACUUAAAGCUUUU